Molecule: messenger RNA, 2120 nt
Organism: Atta colombica
Lineage: Eukaryota; Metazoa; Arthropoda; Insecta; Hymenoptera; Formicidae
Exons: 5
Coding region: 91-477 (128 amino acids)
Molecular function (GO): serine-type endopeptidase inhibitor activity
Source: RefSeq, a predicted model, not a curated record
GUUCCUCACAAGCAAAACAUAGUGUACGUUUAACAGACUUAAGUCCAGAAAGUAAAGUAAUAGUAAUUGACUCAAAAAUUAUUUAAUGCAAUGAAAAUGCGCCGUAAUUUCUAUAACAAUGGACUUACUUGCGCCGUUGUGUGGCUGUCAUUGGCUUGUCUGCUGUUCAUCCUCUCGCUAGCAACAAUGAUCAUCGCCAAGCCGAUCAUCGAUGAGAUUGACACUAGUAUGACUAGCAAGAAUGCUACAAACGAGACGUGCCCACCUAUCAUGUGUCCCAUAAUGAUAUGCCGCUGGGGAUUCAAUCAUGAAACCGAUGAAGUCACCGGCUGUCAAACGUGCAAGUGCUGGGAUCCGUGUUCCAACGUUGAAUGUCCAAAAAACAAGAUAUGUAUGCUACAAAUGCGGGCAUGUUUUACAACACCAUGUCCUCCGUUAACUACCUGUGAGAAUAUUACACUUUCAUCAACAUUCUAAUAUGCAGGCGAAUCCUUGCAGAUCAUCGAUUCGCAACGACUAUUUACAAAAUGCCAGAAAAUGUACACUCUGCACACAUCUAGGAUCAUUUGUGACCCAGAAGUGAACUUCGAAGUUAAAGGAAUUGAGACCGACGCACAAAAUUUAUUUUUUAGAUGCCAAAUUUUUUUUAGGAAUAGAAAAAAGAAUAGAAAAAAGAAAAGAAGAACCGGUAUUUGAUCAGGUGCUCUUAAUAUUUCAAAAAACAGAAAUGGGCAGGAAUGACUCAAAGGUGUGUAUUAAGGGCUAAAAAUGAUUAAAUAAAUUGUAUAUAAUAAUUAAAAUUUGCUUUUUACUAAAUUAAUAAAUAAUCAACUUAUCAAUGUCUAUUUAAAAUCAAGCAAACUUCAUAUCAAUGUUCGAAUUUUCGACGAACCACGAAUAUCCGAAAUCACUCUUCGAAACUCACAAUGUCCGAAAAAAUGUUAACUGAUUUACGACAACUGCUUUGCGACAACCGCUCAUUAUUGAACUCGACACUCCCGACGCGUCCGAAUCCGAGAUACAUCUUUAUGAAAUUCAAAAGACGAUAAUAACUUUACGCCGAUACUCGAAGUUUCGACGCGCCAACUGCAACGUCCGACGCAAUAGGGCGGAAUUCAAAUUGCGUUUGACCAUCGCACGUACAAAUUUGUGCUAAUUUAUGCUACGACAAUUACUCACUGCCAGAUUCAACACUCCCGAUGCGCUAAAUACCUGUUCAAGACGCUCGAAAGAUCGCAGCAACUUCACUCUGAUUCUAGAAUUCGAAAAGUUUCGACGCACCAACGGCCAACAGCUCGAUCAAAGCAACGCCACAGGAUCGUGAAAUACGGAUCAUUUAGCAGUCUCACGUACUAAUUUAUGCUCCAUAAUAAUUCUUCGACACUUCUAAUAGUACACUACAGGAAGUCAGGAACCAGUAAGACCGCGGCACUUCACUCCGAUGCUUCGAGCGAGCCAACGAUUCGCGAUUAACAAGAAUAGAUUUGCACGCGAUCUCCACGACAAUCAUUUAUCGCCAGAUUUUAUGUCCUACAACAUUCAUCGAAACUCGUUCUGAACGGAAAAAAUACGCACGAAACACGGAACGACGCAAAACACGUCAAGCACGUACCAGCGCGUACCGAGUAGUGCCAGGCAGUGCCGGGUCGCUCAGCUAACUGACGAGGUGUGACGCGCAAUAGAUUCUGUGACGUCAUCACGUGCGUCGUACGAUAAUCAUGACCGUUAACAUUUUCAAAAAAACGGUCGUGUUUUCGCAUCAUUAAGUCGUCGUGUAUUAAUUAACUGUUACCAUAUUUCUAUCGUCUUAUUCUAUGGUUUAUCUUACAUAUCAGAUAAUGAAUGUGUCGAUCGUUCAUUUAUACUAUAUCAUAUAGUCACACUUCGUCAGUUAGCUGGGCGACUGCCCGGCACUGCCUGAUACUGCCUGGUACGGCCGACGCGCAAUAGACUCUGUGACGUCAUUACGUGCGUCGUACGAUAAUCAUGACCGUUAAUAUUUUCAAAAAAACGGUCGCCGUGUCUUCGCAUCGCUAAGCCGUGCUUAAUUAACUGUUACCAUAUUUCGUCUUAUUCUAUGGUUUAUCUUACAUAUCAAAUAAUGGAUGUGAACGAUGUGU